This is a messenger RNA of Penicillium canariense, 939 nucleotides long. RefSeq names its product PhzF family phenazine biosynthesis protein. Gene Ontology annotation, molecular function: isomerase activity. Gene Ontology annotation, biological process: biosynthetic process. The record is from RefSeq and is a predicted model, not a curated record. The coding region runs from base 1 to 939 and encodes 312 amino acids. Gene Ontology annotation, cellular component: cytoplasm. Lineage: Eukaryota; Fungi; Ascomycota; Eurotiomycetes; Eurotiales; Aspergillaceae. The transcript has a single exon.
AUGCUGCCACUCAAGUUCGUCACCCUGGACGUGUUCACCUCCAAGCCCUUCAGCGGCAAUCCACUCGCCGUCGUCUUCCUCCCCGACUCCACCGCCACCCCCCUCACCCAGCGACAAAAGCAUAUCAUCACGCUAGAAUUCAACCUCUCCGAAACCAUCUUUGUCUACCCAGUGCAGGACCCCACCAAGCGCACCAUCGACAUCUUCACCCUCGAGUGCGAGAUCCCUUUCGCGGGGCAUCCGACCAUCGGCGCCGCAUCCUGGUUCCUGCGACUCUCGGGCGAUGCCGUCACCAGCCUGGUCACCAAGUCCGGCGAGAUCCCCAUCCGCAUCGCAGACGGGGAUAGCGAGGCCGUGGCCGCGCAGAUCGCGCACAACACGCGCAUCCAUGCGAAGCGCUUCCCGCUCGCUGACCUGCUGCACCUGCACCCGACGCUGAAGACGUACUUUCCCGACGCGAGCACGAGUUUCCCGCUGUUCUCGAUCGUCCAGGGCAUGAGCCAGACAUUCAUUGAGCUGCCCUCACUCGAGGCGCUCGCGGAGGUCACGCGCGCGACGGGCGGCGACUUGCUCUCCGCCGAGAACGACCAGUACCUGGACGCGGGGUGGCAGAGCGGACUCAUCUGCACGUACUUCUUCGUGCGGGGGGUGGCCGACGUGACGGGGCAGACGGUCAUCCGCACCCGCAUGAUACUGGGGUCGCUGGAGGAUCCGGCGACGGGCAGCGCGGCGAGCGGGUUGGCCUCAUAUCUGGCGCUGACGGAGGGGAGCACGGGGCAGGAGUGCCGGUAUCAUUUUGUGCAGGGGGUGGAGAUGGGGAGGCGCAGUGACAUUGGGGUGCAGGUGGUGCUGGGCGUGGAGAGGAAUAUUGAGCAGGUGGUGCUGACGGGGACGGCGGUGCAGGUUUCCGAGGGGACCAUCUCAGUGCCGGACGUUUGA